Molecule: messenger RNA, 5124 nt
Organism: Trematomus bernacchii (emerald rockcod)
Lineage: Eukaryota; Metazoa; Chordata; Actinopteri; Perciformes; Nototheniidae
Gene: ift140
Product: intraflagellar transport 140 homolog (Chlamydomonas)
Exons: 29
Coding region: 1-4323 (1440 amino acids)
Biological process (GO): intraciliary retrograde transport
Cellular component (GO): intraciliary transport particle A; axoneme; ciliary basal body
Molecular function (GO): protein binding
Source: RefSeq, a predicted model, not a curated record
AUGGCGGUGUAUUUUGACCACCGUAUCGAUGCCCCUGAAGGCAGUGAAGUGCCCUCUCAGUUGACAUGGCACUCGUCCCUUUCUGUUCUGGCUGUUGCCUCGAGCAGCUCCACCAAUGGAGGCAAUGUAGACCUCUACCUGCAGCAGGGAGAGUUUGUGGAGAAAUGCCAUUUAGAACGUCUUCACCCGCCCACAGUGAUGCGCUGGCAUCCCACAAAGCCUCUGCUGGCACUAGGCUGGGAGAAUGGAGAGGUGGUGCUGCUGACACACUCCUCUGGAGAUCAAACUGUCCUUCCAAGCACACAUGCAGCCUGCAUCACACUGCUGGAGUGGAGCAGCUCCGGCAGCCGCUUAGUAACUGGUGAUGAGACUGGAGCGCUUGCAGUAUGGAAGGUAGAUGCUAGAGGGAGACUUCAAGGAAAUCAUCUUGUGAAGCAUGAAUACAAGAAACCUAUCACUUGCUGCAUCUUCAGACCGGCUUCACCUGGGGACGAUGUGGCAAUGCUGGCCCGGGCGUCAGUGAGUGGAGAUGAGAGGGCUCUGGACAAGUUCAGCUGGAAGGGAGCUCCUCUCAAGAUGGGCCCACAGGAGGGGCUCGCAUUUUACGUCAGCACUGCAGAUGGUAAAGUCCACAGUGUGGAUGAGAACUGUAAAACAAGCACACUUCUCAGUGUCGAUGGUUCAAUCAAGAAACUGCUCUUCCUGGAGAAACGAGAGGUGCUCGCUGUGAUCACAGAGACCAUGAUGCUGUCACAGUACACGCUUGGGCCUGAGGGAGGGGCCCAGGAAUUUAUGAAGGUGAAGUUGAGCAGCAAGAGUGGGCAGAAUGUGGAUAUUGUCUGGACAGAGAACGGUCUCCUCAUCACAGCAACAGGAGAACAGGUUAUCAGGCUGUGGGACCUGGACGGAGACGACAACUAUGUUUUGGCUCUCGAGGAGACUCUGGGGUUUGAGAGAGGAGAGAUGAUCAACUGUGUUUCAUACUGUACAGGAAAAGAAAUCUUAGCAGCUGGUACCAGCCAUGGACGCAUAGCCAUGUGGAAGAUGGUGCUGCAGCCCGCUGGAAGAGGUGACACCAAGGCCUUGUGGAAGCUACAGACACCUACAGAAAUAGAAGGAAAUGUCCUUCAGCUUCAGUGGGGCUCGAACCUGAAUCUGCUGGCGGCCAACAAUUCGACUACAGUGCUGAUCCUGUGUGAGCAUGUGAUGUCUGCACACUUCAGCCAGCAGGUGGCAGCAGUGCAGCUCACCCCGACGCAGCUCAACAUCACUCAGUUCAGCUCAGGAGGGCACCUCCCUCUGCAGUCCGACAUGCACAUCAAGGGAGUCUGUGUGACUAAGGAUACAGUAACAGUAUGGAGUGGCAAGCAGGUGACUGUGUAUGAGCUUUCAGGAACAGCUCUUCGCAAUACAGGAUCGUUUCCUUGUGACUCCCCUGUCGUAGCUGCACAUGGUGAGAACCUCUACACUGUGGAACCAAACAGAGUCCAGAUUCGAACACCACAGGGCACCGUGAAGCAACUGCUGACCUUCUCCAAGGCAGAGGGCAACCCCGUGCUGCUCAGUGUGUGUCAGUCUUACCUGGUGGUGGGCACAGACACCGCACACAUUAGAGUAUUUGACCUCUCUCGAAGAGAUGCCAAAGCUCACAGCAGUGCUAAGAACCUGGCUGACCAAAUAUCCAAUCUGGGGGCCCUGAGGUCGGUCAAAUGUAACGCCAGCGGCAGCCAAGUCAGCAUCCUAAUCUCUCAGCUAAACGGGCGACCGGAUCACAAAGUGUACUUUUAUGACGUUGAGAUGGACACUGUGACAAACUUUGACUUCUUCGUUGGCCGACCAUCCAGCGGUUUAUUACAGACAGAAGAGAGCGAGAGGCAGCAGUUUCAGGGAACAGAGCUCAGCGGCCGCUGCCCUGUGUCUCACUUCUGGGAUGAGAGUGAACCUCGACUCUUUGUUUGUGAGACAGUGCCGAUCAGCUGUGAAUCUUCGUCAACUAGUUUCCUGGAUUCGAUGGACGUGUCGGUGGUGACGCUCUUCUGCACGCAGGAGCACGGGAUCCUCCUGCAGGACUGCUACCCCAAACCCUCCGGCCUGCAGGCGCUCCUCGCUCUGGAUGUGCCUUAUUAUUAUUUCAGCUGCAAGCACGGUGAGAAGGACCCAGGGUCUGCAGAGAUUUCAGCCACAGCACCAGCUCCUCCACAGAAGAGCCAGCUCCCCACCAUGGUGUCCAGACGAGCUCUCAGAGACUUUGUGGGCCUGGAGAACUGCGAGAAGGCGACCCGCGACGCCAUGCUCAACUUCAGCUUCUACCUGACCAUCGGAGACAUGGACGAAGCCUUCAAGUCCAUAAAGCUCAUCAAGAGUGAAGCGGUGUGGGAAAACAUGGCGCGGAUGUGUGUGAAAACCCGCCGGCUGGAUGUGGCACGCGUGUGUCUUGGGAAUAUGGGAAAUGCCAGGGCAGCAAAAGCACUGAGAGAGGUGGAGACGGAGCCUGAGCCAGAAGCACAAGUGGCUAUGUUAGCCAUUCAGCUCGGCAUGCUGGAAGAUGCCGAAAAGUUGUUCAAGUGCUGUCAGCGCUAUGACCUGCUGAACAAUUUCUACCAGGCUUCUGGCCAAUGGAAGCUGGCUUUGGAAACAGCAGAGAGCCACGAUCGCAUCCAUCUGCGCACCACCUACUACAACCAUGCCAAAUACCUGGAGUCUAUAGGCAAUAAGACGCUGGCCCUCACAUAUUAUGAGAAAUCAGACACACACAGGGUCGAAGUUCCCAGAAUGCUCCAGGAUGACACAUCGUCUCUAGAGAUCUAUGUUAACAAAAUGAAAGACAAGAACAUCUAUAAGUGGUGGGCUCAGUACCUGGAGAGCCAGUCAGACAUGGACUCAGCGCUGCGUUUCUAUGAGAGAGCUCAGGAUUACCUCUCUCUGGUUCGAGUCCACUGCUACAUGGGCAACAUUCAGAAGGCAUCUGAGAUAGCCAAUGACACAGGGGACAGGGCAGCGUCCUAUCACCUGGCCAGACACUACGAGGGCCAUGAAGACAUCAAACAGGCCGUCCACUUCUACACACGAGCCCAGGCCUACAACAACGCCAUCCGACUUUGUAAGGAGAACAGUCUGGAUGACCAGCUGAUGAAUUUGGCUCUGCUCAGUAACGCGGAGGACAUGAUGGAGGCGGCCUGUUACUACGAGGAGAAAGAAACCCACAUGGACCGAGCCGUCGCACUCUACCACAAGGCUGGUUAUGUUUCUAAAGCUCUGGAGCUGGCCUUUGCCACCCAGCAGUUCUCUGCCCUCCAGCUGAUCGCUGAGGAUCUGAACGAGUACUCCGACCCCGCCCUCCUGGCACGCUGCUCCGACUUCUUCAUCACGCACUCCCAGUAUGAGAAGGCUGUGGAGUUACUGGUAGCAGCAAAGAAGUACCACCAGGCCCUGGAGCUGUGUGUGACCCAGAGCCUGACCAUCACAGAGGAGCUGGCAGAGAGGAUGACGGUCACCGACUCAAAGGAUUUAUCUGAAGAGGCUCGAAAGGAGCUGCUGGAGAGGAUAGCGGACUGCUGCAUGCGGCAGGGGAAUUACCACCUGGCCACCAAGAAAUACACACAGGCGGGAAACAAGCUCAAGGCGAUGAGGGCACUUCUCAAAUCAGGCGACACAGAGAAAAUUAUAUUCUUCGCCAAUGUUUGUCGUCAGAAGGAGCUUUUCAUCAUGGCCGCCAACUACCUCCAGUCUCUGGACUGGCGGAAAAAUCCAGAUAUCUUGAAGACAAUCAUUGGUUUCUACACUAAAGGCAGGGCACCGGACCUGCUGGCUGGCUUCUAUGAAGCCUGUGCUCAGGUUGAGAUUGAUGAUUACCAGAACUAUGAAAAGGCUCUAGAUGCUCUGACUGAGGCCUUCAAGUGCGUCUCAAAAGCAAAAGACCCUUCAGCGGGACAACAGGAAGUGAGACUGGCUGACCUGCAGCACAGAAUCACACUCAUCAAGAAGUUUGUCCACGCACGAAUGUUGUAUGUGGAGGAUCCUGGUGAGGCGGUGCAGUUGUGUGAAGCGCUGCUGGAGGAGCCGGAGUUGGACCCUGCUGUCAGGAUUGGAGAUGCAUAUGGUUUCUUGGUGGAGCACCACUGUCAGCAAGGCAACUUCCAAAUGGCCUACCGUAAGCUGGAGGAGCUCCAGAGGCUGUUGCCCUCUCAGAACGUCAGGUACUACGUCAGCCCGGCCAGCCUGGAGUCCCUGCAGAAAGAGAUGGGUGUACUCAUGGACCAUGGCGACAACAGACCCAUUGCAAAGGAGGACGAUGAAGUGGAGGAGGACUUAAAUGUAUCUUAAAUAGGUCUCAUUGAUCAUUUUCUAUUUUGUAAAACAAUAUAAUAUAUUUAUUUUCAUAUUUUUGGAUUCUUUAUUCAUGUGUAUGAAGAAUCUGCAUGUUCAAAUGCAUGAAUAUGCAAGAGUCUCAGACCGGGAACAACUGUGCAGUUUGGACGCUACACCAAGAGCACAUGAGAUUAUUAAAAACACUUCCACACUCAUUACGAGAGCUGACCUGAGAGAAUGUCUUCUACCUCAAAAGAAUAUGUUUUGACCUGCAAUACAGUGUGACUGAAAAUCCCUAGUGUGACUGAGGACAAGUUGAAGGCAUCAACACUAGAGACUAUAAUUGUAAAGCUUUGAUUUAUUUAUGCUCAUGUUAAAAUAGAUAGAACAAGAUAUACACAAGAUAUACCAAAUUCUACAGAAUGUUCACUAUUCAAAAUGUUUAACACAAGUAAUCCAGCCUGUUAUCUGUGAAAAUCCAGUCGGCUUUCAAUCCUGGAAUCCUUAAUUUUAGAGCUGCAGAAUUGAAAAAAAACAGGUUAUACCUUUGAGCUUAAUUGCUUAAUUUUAUAUCUAAGUUUUGCAUUGAAUGUGUGAUUUUCUAGAGUUUUAAUCCUGGUUCUGAUCAUGUGGUUUUCAUGCAUUUGGUAAAAAUGUUUUUUUUUGUUAAAUCAAUGCAUUAAUUGUAAGUAUUCUCUCAGUGGCAUAUCUCUGUAAAGCAUUUUUCAGCUAUUUUUGAUAACUUGUAACAAAUUCUACUUAGCACAUGUGAACCCAAUGUGUUAAACAUUACAAUGCAUUGUUCUGUUACUUUAA